UUGGUGCUCGCCACACGCCUGACGCCUUCCUCCCAACUCUUUACACUCUUUUAAUAAGUUCUAACAUAGGACCAACCUCUCCUUUUUCUCUUUCAGCCCUCCCCUUGUAUUCCAAAAAAAAAUUCCCAACUCACAUUCCGAUUCUGAUUUCAAAAUAAACAAAAGAAAAAGGAAAUACUCGAAAGCGUUGUCUGGCCAAUAGCAUCAAAGCCUUCAAGGUGGUAUCUAGUUAAAGAUGGGUGCUGAAAAUCCUACUUCAUCAGCUGAAAAUGGUGGCAUCGCUGUGGAGACAUCACCUAAUGGCUCUCCUUCCUGCAAGAAGAUUCAGAAGAAAGUUCCAAAAAGAGUUCACAAGGCCGAGCGAGAGAAACUGAAGCGUGAGCAUUUGAAUGAGCUUUUUCUCGAUUUGGCCAAUGCACUUGAACUAUCUGAGCAAACAAAUGGAAAAGCCUCCAUAUUGAAUGAGACUGCUCGUUUCGUAAAGGACAUGAUAUCCCAGAUCAAGCAUCUAAAGAGAGAAAAUAUAGCCUUGCUGUCUGAAUCUCAAUAUCUUAGUAUGGAGAAAAAGGAGCUACAGGAUGACAACUCCGCUCUGGAGGCUCAAAUUGGCAAAUUAGAUGGUGAAGUCAAAGAAAAGGUAGCUGAGACUAAUCUUGACCUAAAUCUGAGUCUUCCUGAAACUCAGCUACCACAGUUAGCCUCACAAGUUCCAGAUAACUUUCUCCGAUUGCCUGGUCCAGAGCAUCCGUUCCAGCAGAUGCAAAUGAUGAACCCUCUUUAUGUCGUUCCCUUGAAUUCUACUCCUCAAGCUUAUCCGCAGCCUGAUACUGCAAAGCCCGCAGCUAUGCCCACAUAUUGUGUGAAGAAACCACAGGCCAGAUAUCCAACUCCAGCUGAUGUAUGGCCAUCCCAAAUUCUUGAAAAGCGACCUUAAUUAGGACAGGAGGUUCAAAAUAGUUUGUAAGAGUACUUUUCUAGUAGAGUUGAGGCCUUAAAAGGGAAGCCAAGUACAAUUUGGCAGUCGUGCAGAUUUAGACGAUAAGCAGCAUAUUCCAUCAAUAUUUUGGACUUGCAGCUCCCAUUGUAUAUAACAGUUUCCCUGCACUAUAACCGGUGACAUUCUUCUUGUGCUAUCACGGGGAAGAUAUACGGUUCAAUGUAGCUAGAGCAGUAAGCAGUCUAGAGAGCUGAUUGGUGUUAUUUCCUAUUUCCUUAAAUCUUGAUAACUGGUGAUGUAAGUAAGCCUAUAAGUAGGCAUUUGGCGUGACAUCUGUCAUUAUAGAUCUCUUUGGUUAUUUUUGCACCACCAAGAGGGUCAAUUAAAUUCUCUAAAUAUCUUCCUCCA
Nicotiana tabacum (common tobacco) is the source of this 1345-nucleotide messenger RNA. Its product is annotated as transcription factor bHLH47. NCBI's taxonomy places the organism in Eukaryota, Viridiplantae, Streptophyta, Magnoliopsida, Solanales, Solanaceae. The record is from RefSeq and is a predicted model, not a curated record. Gene Ontology annotation, molecular function: protein dimerization activity.